UACAGAGCUUGAAGCCCGUUAGGAAGCCCAGGCCGAGAAAGGGAGUUCGAGUGUCGUUCACGGUCAAAACUCAAAAGGCUACGCGGGUUAUCCACACCUUCAACCACCAUCAACUGGAUUCCGUCGUACUCAGAAUCGAUUCAGAUAAGGAGACAUGGCAUCGAUAGUUUUUAAUACGCCCUGUGAUUUCGCGGCAAUCAACUCUUUAGAUUGCAAGAGGUUCUAUGGCCUCAGACCUGUUGGACCUUUACCGACUGUAGUCGAUGUAAAAUUAAGUGGCAUUUUGGGGAUUCAAGCAAUGGCGGCGCGUGGUCGUCAAUCACGGCGAAUUUUUGCGGUGAGAGCUAGCGAUUCGCGCGAUGCAGUGACGAAGAAGAUAGGAUUGAGUGAUGCCGAAUGUGAGGCUGCCGUUGUGGCUGGUAACGUGCCUGAAGCACCGCCUGUGCCGCCGAAGCCAGCUGCCCCAGCUGGAACACCUGAGGUCCCUUCACUUCCACUAAGUCGGCGCCCCCGACGUAAUCGCAAGUCACCUGCAAUGAGAGCAUCAUUCCAGGAAACUAAUUUAUCACCUGCAAAUUUUGUCUAUCCACUUUUCAUUCAUGAAGGUCAAGAAGAUACACCUAUUGGAGCUAUGCCUGGAUGUUAUCGGCUGGGGUGGAGGCAUGGGCUUGUUGAAGAGGUUGCAAAGGCUAGGGAUGUUGGUGUCAACAGUGUGGUACUCUUCCCAAAAGUUCCAGAUGCUUUGAAGUCUCCCACAGGAGAUGAAGCGUAUAAUGACAAUGGAUUAGUCCCUCGAGCGAUACAGCUGCUCAAGGACAAAUAUCCUGAUCUUGUUAUCUACACCGACGUUGCUUUGGAUCCAUAUUCCUCUGAUGGGCAUGAUGGUAUUGUGAGAGAAGAUGGAGUCAUAAUGAAUGAUGAGACAGUUCAUCAAUUAUGUAAACAAGCUGUUUCUCAGGCACGAGCUGGUGCAGAUGUUGUUAGUCCUAGUGACAUGAUGGAUGGUCGAGUAGGAGCAAUUCGGGCUGCUCUUGAUGCUGCAGGUUUUCAGCAUGUUUCCAUCAUGUCCUAUACGGCCAAGUAUGCAAGUGCAUUUUAUGGUCCAUUUCGAGAAGCAUUGGACUCAAACCCACGCUUUGGAGACAAAAAAACUUAUCAGAUGAACCCCGCAAACUACAGAGAAGCACUGGUUGAGGCCCAUGAAGAUGAAUCUGAAGGAGCUGAUAUCAUUUUGGUCAAACCUGGUCUUCCUUAUUUGGAUAUCAUAAGGCUUCUCAGGGAUAAAUCUCCUUUGCCAAUUGCUGCAUAUCAGGUUUCAGGCGAAUACUCCAUGAUCAAGGCAGGUGGGGCGCUCAAAAUGAUUGAUGAAGAAAGAGUGAUGAUGGAAUCACUGAUGUGUCUCCGGAGGGCUGGUGCUGACAUCAUCCUCACAUACUUUGCCCUGCAGGCUGGUAGAUGUUUAUGUGGUGAGAAGAGGUGAGACAUGUUUGACCAUUCGGCAAUUUGUUAAUUAUGGGCAACCUGGGUGAUUUCUUACCUUUUUUUAAUCCUUUUCUUUUUGCCUAUGUAUGUGACAUGAGAAAAUUGUAGAAUAAAGCUGGAAUUGACCAUUGAUAUGGUCGUUGUGUUGAUUUGUGGUCCUCCCUUUGUAAACUUUUUCUGCUCAAUUCAUGUAACAUUAGAAUUUGGCUCGAAAAGUUUUGAGGACUGUUACAUGAAUCCAAAUCAAAAUUUCAUAGUA
Messenger RNA from Tripterygium wilfordii, 1741 nucleotides. Its product is annotated as delta-aminolevulinic acid dehydratase, chloroplastic-like. The transcript is spliced from 12 exons. Gene Ontology annotation, molecular function: porphobilinogen synthase activity; zinc ion binding. Gene Ontology annotation, biological process: heme biosynthetic process. Bases 155 to 1480 code for a protein of 441 amino acids. NCBI's taxonomy places the organism in Eukaryota, Viridiplantae, Streptophyta, Magnoliopsida, Celastrales, Celastraceae. The record is from RefSeq and is a predicted model, not a curated record. Gene Ontology annotation, cellular component: cytosol.